This is a messenger RNA of Lynx canadensis (Canada lynx), 1200 nucleotides long. RefSeq names its product dopamine receptor D3 (gene DRD3). Gene Ontology annotation, cellular component: plasma membrane. Gene Ontology annotation, biological process: adenylate cyclase-inhibiting dopamine receptor signaling pathway; adenylate cyclase-activating adrenergic receptor signaling pathway. Gene Ontology annotation, molecular function: G protein-coupled receptor activity; dopamine neurotransmitter receptor activity, coupled via Gi/Go. The record is from RefSeq and is a predicted model, not a curated record. NCBI's taxonomy places the organism in Eukaryota, Metazoa, Chordata, Mammalia, Carnivora, Felidae.
AUGGCGCCUCUGAGCCAGCUGAGUGGCCACAUCAACUCCACCUGUGGGGCAGAGAACUCCACGGGGGCCAGCCGAGCCCGCCCACAUGCCUACUAUGCCCUCUCCUACUGCGUGCUCAUCCUGGCCAUCGUCUGCAAUGGUCUGGUAUGUGUGGCAGUGCAGGAACGGGCUUUGCAAACCACCACCAACUACCUGGUGGUGAGCCUGGCCGUGGCGGACCUGCUGGUGGCCACCUUGGUGAUGCCCUGGGUGGUGUACCUGGAGGUAACAGGUGGAGUCUGGACUUUCAGCCGAAUUUGCUGUGAUGUUUUCGUCACCCUGGAUGUCAUGAUGUGUACAGCCAGCAUCCUGAACCUCUGCGCCAUCAGCAUCGACAGGUACACUGCAGUGGUCAUGCCAGUCCACUAACAUGGCACAGGACAGAGCUCCUGUCGGCGUGUGGCCCUGAUUACAGCCGUGUGGGUACUAGCCUUUGCCGUGUCUUGCCCUCGCCUCUUUGGCUUCAACACCACAGGAGACCCCACCGUCUGCUCCAUCUCCAACCCUGAUUUUGUCAUCUACUCUUCAGUGGUGUCCUUCUACCUGCCCUUUGGAGUGACGGUCCUUGUCUAUGCCAGGAUCUAUGUGGUGUUGAGACAGAGGAGACGGAAACGGAUCCUCACUCGACAGAACAGUCAGUGCAUCAGUGUCAGACCUAGCUUCCCACAACAACCACUAUCCCCUGGCCGGGCACACCUGGAGCUGAAGCGCUACUACAGCAUCUGCCAAGAUACUGCCUUGGGGCAAACAGGCUUCCAAGAAGCAGGAGGAGAGUUGAAAAGGGAGGGGAGGACUCAGAACUCCCUCAGCCCCACCAUGGCACCCAAGCUCAGCUUAGAGGUUCGAAAACUCAGUAACGGCAGGUUGUCGACAUCUCUAAAGUUGGGGCCCUUGCAAUCCCGCGGAGUGCCACUUCGGGAGAAAAAGGCAACCCAGAUGUUGUCAUUGUGCUUGGUGAGUUUGGGGACCUUCAUUGUCUGCUGGCUGCCCUUCUUUUUGACCCACGUUCUCAAUACCCACUGCCAAGUCUGCCAUGUGUCCCCAGAGCUUUACAGCGCCACCACGUGGCUGGGCUAUGUGAACAGUGCCCUCAACCCUGUGAUCUAUACCACCUUCAAUGUUGAGUUCCGUAAAGCUUUCCUCAAGAUCCUGUCUUGCUGA